This is a messenger RNA of Colletotrichum lupini, 4791 nucleotides long. RefSeq lists its product as uncharacterized. Gene Ontology annotation, cellular component: nucleus; cytoplasm. The coding region runs from base 1 to 4791 and encodes 1596 amino acids. Gene Ontology annotation, molecular function: small GTPase binding; nuclear import signal receptor activity. The transcript is spliced from 21 exons. Gene Ontology annotation, biological process: protein import into nucleus. The record is from RefSeq and is a predicted model, not a curated record. Lineage: Eukaryota; Fungi; Ascomycota; Sordariomycetes; Glomerellales; Glomerellaceae.
AUGGAGCAAAUACAGGAGACGCCAUAUUCAAGGAUCCGGAGAGACUUAUCUUAUGGUGCAGUGAUGCCGUAUGCCGCAAUAGGAAAGGAAAAAACAGAGUGCCUCAUUCAUUAUUUUGAUUCACUUUCUGCCCCUCCCCGCCCUCGAGAGACGCCGGAAAAGCAACGCUUCAAACGGACUUGCAGUGCCGUUGAAGAUGAAGGUAGGCAACAAUUUCCAGAGUGCAGGAAGCGGACGAAGCUAGAAGCAGACGGAAACGACCCCUCCUCGGUUUCAAAGUGGCGGUUCUGCAUUUCCAUUGGAUGGAUGACGGGUACCUCCUGGAGCUGCAUGUCCCGCACUGGGAUUAUGCGUAUUCACCGCCCAUUGUAUGCUGUCUCUAAUGCUCCCGCUGUCACCGUCAUUCCCCCCUUCCCGUCCUGCCCGCUCUCCUCUAUCGCUCCUGCUGCUUUUCAUGUCCCUGGCAGAGCGGGCCAUUUCAACACUGUAACUGGGCAGCCUGAGAUCGUCAACAACCUCGUCAAGGCCUUACCACGAGACAUCGUCUUUGGCGCACAUUCUCUCUCUCUCGCUUCCUUUUUCCCUGUCCGUUCGCUCGGUUCCGGUCAUUCUCACCCAUCCAUCCUCCCAGCUCGCCUACCAACUCUCCCAAGGUCGCUGCUCUCUCAACGCACUGCCGACCCUACCCCUGGCGCCCGCUUCACACACCACCUUACGCCAACCAAACCAAACCUCUGGUCCUGUCUUCUCUGCCUAGACCACCCGCCGCCGCAAAACACCCCCGCCCCCCCUCCCAACCUCUCCAAACAUCGGCACUGGCUCAGCCUUACCUCCUUCAAACCACCACACAUUGAGAGCGGCAAACAUGUCGGGCUCAGAGAUCAACCAAGUUUUGGCCAAUUCGCUGUCGCCAGGUUUUGCAUCGCCAGCAAAUCCUAUCCCCCCCUCCUGUCUCCCCCAAAUUGUCGCCAGGGCAAUGUGAACAGAACCUGCUUUUCUUGGCUUCCGCCCUCACAUCGCGCAUCAACAAACUGCCACUACCCUCAUGGCCAUGCUAACAUUCUGAACAGACGCGAACUUGCGCAACGCCGCCGAGCAGCAACUUACACAAGCAGCCGACAACAACUUCGUACGUGCCCGCCCACUUUUGCAUCCCGAGUCCCCCCUCCCCCCACCGCCGCUGGCAAAUUUGCUAACCAUCCUUCCCAACAGCCCCUGUACCUCGCAACUCUCGUCCAAGAGCUUGCAAACGACAACGCCGAUGGCUCCAUUCGUGCCGCCGCAGGUCUCGCCCUGAAGAACGCUUUCACUGCCCGUGACUUUGCCCGUCACCAAGAGCUCCAGGCAAAAUGGCUCCAACAGACCGACGAAGAGACGAAGACGCAGGUCAAGAACUUGACCCUGCAGACCCUCGGCUCCUCAAACUCCCAGGCCGGCCAGGCUGCUGCUCAGGUCAUCUCCUCCAUCGCUUCUAUCGAGCUGCCGAGAAGUCAGUGGCAGGACCUCAUGGGCAUCCUUGUUAAGAACAUCAGCGAGGGUGGCGAACACCAGAAGCAGGCCUCCUUGACCACGAUCGGUUACAUCUGCGAAAGCCAAGAUCCCGAUCUGCGAACGGCUCUCAUUGCUCACUCCAACGCCAUCCUGACCGCCGUCGUUCAGGGUGCCCGCAAGGAGGAGACGAGCCUUGAGGUUCGCCUGGCCGCAAUCACAGCCUUGGGCGACUCGCUCGAGUUCGUUGGCAACAACUUCAAGCACGAGGGCGAGCGCAACUACAUCAUGCAGGUCGUUUGCGAGGCCACCCAGGCCGAUGACUCCCGGAUACAGCAGGGCGCCUUUGGAUGCCUUAACCGCAUCAUGGGUCUCUACUACGAUAACAUGCGUUUCUACAUGGAGAAGGCUCUCUUCGGUCUUACCAUUCUGGGCAUGAAGUCUUCGGACGAGGACGUUGCCAAGCUGGCUGUUGAAUUCUGGAGCACCGUCUGCGAGGAGGAGAUCGGUAUCGAGGACGACAACGCCCAGGUCGAGAGCGCCGACCAGAUGAGACCCUUCUACAACUUCGCUCGCGUAGCAGCUAACGAGGUUGUGCCCGUUCUCCUUCUGCUUCUGACCAAGCAGGACGAGGAUGCGGCCGAUGACGAGUACAACUUGGCCCGCGCCGCCUACCAGUGUCUUCAACUCUACGCUCAGGCCAUCGGUGCCGCUAUCAUCAGCCCCGUGCUGCAAUUCGUUGAGGGCAACCUGCGUGCCGAAGACUGGCACCACCGUGAUGCCGCCGUUUCUGCUUUCGGCGCCAUCAUGGAUGGCCCCGAUGAGAAGGUCCUCGACCCCAUCGUCAAGCAGGCUCUUCCUAUCCUUAUCGGCAUGAUGGACGACAGCUCCCUGCACGUCAAGGACUCGACCGCCUAUGCCCUUGGUCGCAUCACUGAGAGCGUGUCCGACAGCAUCGACCCUAACCAGCACCUCGACCCUCUCAUUCGCUCCCUGUUCAACGGCCUCAUGAGCAGCGCAAAGAUAGCAUCUUCGUGCUGCUGGGCCCUGAUGAACUUGGCCGAGCGCUUCUCUGGCGACCUUGGUGCCGCUCAGAACCCUCUGACUCCUCACUUCAACCAGAGUGUCACCAACCUGCUUGGUCUCACGGCCCGCCCCGAUUGCGACUCGUACGUCCGCACCGCCGCCUACGAGGUUCUCAACCUCUUCGUGCAGAAUGCCGCCAGCGAGAGCAUGCAGCCCAUCGCCUCCCUUUCCGGCGUCGUCAUCGAGCGUCUAGAGGGUACCGUUCCCAUGCAGACCCAGGUCGUUAGUGUUGAGGACAGGAUCAUGCUGGAGGAGAUGCAAACUAGCUUGUGCACCGUUCUCCAGGCCAUCAUCCAGAGACUCGACAAGGAGAUUGUUCCCCAGGGCGACAGAAUUAUGCAGACCCUGCUCCAGAUUCUGAGCACCGUCGGCAGCAAGUCUAGCGUUCCCGAUGGUAUCUUCGCUACCAUCAGCGCUCUGGCCAACGCCAUGGAGGAGGAUUUCUCCAAGUACAUGGAGGCUUUCACUCCCUUCCUCUACAACGCUCUGUCAAACCAGGAGGAGCCCGCACUGUGCUCCAUGGCUAUCGGUCUUGUCAGCGAUCUGACGCGAUCCCUUGGCGAGCGCAGCCAGCCGUACUGCGACAACUUCAUGAACCACCUGCUUCACAACCUCAAGGUACGUUAUCACCGCCAAUCGGCACUCAAAGUGUUGUCAUCCAUCAUUAUGUGGAUGCGACACGGGGUUGGCAUUAGCACCGCCUUGAGCAACCAGUUCAAGCCUGCUAUCCUGCAGUGCUUCGGCGACAUUGCUGGCGCCAUUGGCGGCCACUUUGAGACAUACCUGUCCGUCAUCGCUCAGGUCUUGCAGCAGGCGGCGACUGUCAACGCCGGCCCCGAGGGCCCGUACGAGAUGUACGACUACGUUAUCUCUCUUCGCGAGGGUAUCAUGGAUGCCUGGGGUGGUAUCAUCGGAGCUAUGAAGUCCGGUGGCAAGACUCCUGCUCUUCAGCAAUACGUGCCUUCGAUCUUCCAGCUGUUGAACAUGAUUGCCAGCGACAUGAACCGUAGCGAGGCUCUCAUGCGUGCAUCCAUGGGCGUUAUUGGCGACCUUGCUGAGGCCUACCCCAACGGCGAGCUUGUCGACGUCUUCCGCCAGGAGUGGCUCACUGCGCUCAUCAAGGAGACCAAGACCAACCGCGAGUUCCAGCCCCGAACCAUCGAGACCGCUCGCUGGGCACGCGAACAGGUCAAGCGUCAGCUUGGCGGUGCCUCCGGCCACAUAUCCUGGAGCAGCCGGUUUCUCUACCGAAACCCGGAUCUGCGUCAAACGGAGGAGAGAGAGAACAGCCAAUCCCAGCUCUUGCCACAACACAGCAUCGAAAGACACGGAGCUCCCUCGCGUGUAUAUAGACACCCUUGCACCACCACCCCAGGACUAAUUUUACCCCAAUACCCCUUGCCAGCACACCAUAUCACAUCACGAAACUGCAACCCCUUAUUCAACCACUUCACCCACCCCUUGGCUGUUAUCUUCUGGACUUUGAUUUUCGCGACGGAAAGCUGGAUUAGAGAGAAGGCGGGAGUCCUCAUUGUCAUGUACGCCGCGCAUAGAAAGCGCAUUGGCGACCUAAAAGUCAUAGCAAUGAGAGACGGGGAAAUGAACAACGUCAAUACACAUUUCGGAGUCGGCCACAUCCCAACUCGGACGAACCAACCUGGUCAAGUGAUCAGGCCAUACUUGUAUGCGAUUUCGUCGGAGUAUCUUUUCCUUCAUCGGAAAGAAGACUCGCGCGCACUCGGCGGGCGGAUGAGAAAGGAAGGGCCUUGCGAAAUGGGCAUAUCACAGGAGAGUAAGUUCAAUGAGUUUUGCCCCCUUCAGUCUCUGAAAUGCAGAUAUCUGCGAACUACAUGGAUGGAUUUCCCAUACUCUGCCACGAUGAAAUUAUCUCUGUUGCUUGACGAUACCAUUCCAUACUACUCGUCAAAAACCGCGAUGGGCGUCGUCGGUGUUUAUGCCCAGGCUUUGUUUCCAUCCUUCGAGACCGAAGCGCUGUGGGUUAUCUUUUCACUCCUGUCAGCGCCGUGCUUCUCAAUGUUUGCAGUUGAAUAUCCCAUCCCGUCGGACAAGUUGAUAAAAUUUGACGGGAAACAAGACCCCACCUCCUUGAGUAGCACACCGUUCAACAUGAUACCACUUCUUCCAACUCCCCAGCUUCUCGGUGUUAGCAGUAUACCUUGCACAAAUGGGUCAAUUCGCGAAAAGAUGGCAUUGUAG